AGCGUGUGCCCCAGGCUAAUGGUCUGGAUGACACAGGCCAGGAGAGGCGGGGCUUCUCGGCACCAGCCCCAGCCUUUGGGCGGGUGACCUUGGCUUCUGUCUGCGGAACUGUUGUCUUUAGAAGUUCCGGGAGUAGGAGGGUCUGUGUUCCCGGGCGUGUUCCUCCCUGCCAGCAUCCUUCGGGCGGGCUUUGAUCGCUGAUGCUGCGGUGGUGGGCGGCGGGAGCUGGAGCAGGUACGGUGGAGCGAUGGCAAAGCUGCGGUUAGGAAGACCAAAAUGCUACUCACUUCACCUCGGAAUCCUUCCCCUCACAGUGGUUGCCUUGGUCUUCUUUGGCUAUGGGUUCCCAAGCCACAGAAGCCAGGAACUGGGAAACUCAGAAGCUGGGACUAGGAUGGCCUAUGCCCAGCCAAAGGUGCUAACACCCAGUAGGAAAGAUGUUCUUGUCCUGACCCCUUGGCUGGCUCCCAUCAUCUGGGAGGGGACCUUCAACAUCGACAUACUGAAUGAACAGUUCAGGCUUCGUAACACCACAGUUGGACUGACCGUGUUUGCCAUCAAAAAGUAUGUGGUGUUCCUGAAGCUGUUCCUGGAGACAGCAGAGCAGCACUUCAUGGUGGGACACAAGGUCACCUACUAUGUCUUCACUGACCGUCCCUCUGACGUGCCGCAGGUGCCCCUGGGUGCAGGACGGAAGCUGGUGGUGUUAACUGUGCGCAGCUACACCCGCUGGCAGGAUGUGUCCAUGCACAGGAUGGAGAUGAUCAGCCACUUCUCAGAGGAGCGCUUUCUGCAUGAGGUGGAUUACCUGGUGUGUGCAGAUGUGGACAUGAAGUUCAGUGACCACGUGGGUGUGGAGAUUCUCUCAGUACUCUUUGGUACCCUGCAUCCUGGCUUCUACAGUAGCAGCCGAGAGGCCUUUAGCUAUGAGCGCCGGCCACAGUCCCAAGCCUACAUCCCCUGGGAUGAGGGUGACUUUUACUACAUGGGGGCCUUCUUUGGGGGGUCAGUGUUGGAGGUGUACCAUCUCACCAAGGCCUGUCAUGAGGCUAUGGUGCAGGACAAGGUCAAUGGCAUAGAGGCUGUGUGGCAUGAUGAGAGCCAUCUGAACAAGUACCUGCUAUACCACAAGCCUACAAAGGUGCUGUCCCCAGAGUAUGUGUGGGACCAGCAGCUGCUGGGCUGGCCCUCCAUCAUGAAGAAGCUGAGAUAUGUGGCUGUGCCCAAGAACCAUCAGGCAAUCAGGAACAGAUAGCUGAAUUCCUAUUGGGGAGGACAGACCUAUGUCCAGGGGCACUCCAGGCUGCGUGGAACUGGAAGGAUUUCAGAGACAUUGGUAUCACCCUCCAGCAGCCCUGGUACCAACCCCUUGGCUCACCACACACUAAGCCCCUGGAGUGACAGCCUCCAGCUCCCACUGUGUCCCUCUGCUCCUUCUAUUCAGUGAGAUGGUAGCUAGAGCCUUCAGGACAUUGGGAGAAACUCUGUCAUGCAGUUACCUGGGGGCCUGAGCAUCCUCACACAGGCGUGUGCCUUCCUCUGCUGGGAGGCUUGACAGAUGGCCAGUGCCCUUAGGAAUAGGCAGGAGGCAGGGAGAGUCACAGAUUACAGAACUCAGAGGUGCUUAGCUCCUGUUUAGCCCAGCUGGCAGACCAGCAUCCUGUGACCUUUGCUCAUUUUUGGUUUAUUUGGGAAUACCUAGUGAUCCAACCUGGGAAUAAGUGUAUUUCUAGGCAAUAUAGGAAGUUUUACAUUUUCUUUUAAAAAUUUUAGUAAUUUUAUUUAUUUAUUUAUUUUUUUAAGAUCUGAGUAUUUUGUCUGCAUGUUUGCCUACAUGCCAGAAGAGGGCAUCAGAUCCCAUUAUAGAUGGCUGUGAGUCCCCAUGUGGUUCCUGGGAAUUGAUCUCAGGACCUCUGGAAGAGCAGUCAGUGUUCUUAAACACUGAGCCAUCUCUCCAGCCCUCUUUUUUUGUUUUUGAGGUACUUGGGAUUGAACCCUGGGCCUCAUGGGUGUUAGUCAGACAUGCUACCACUGGUCCGGGCUCUCUCUUAGAGACACAUGACUGAACUUGCUGAGUGUUAGGUCCACUACAUUAUUUUUAUACUCUAGUUUCCAUUUGAAAUUUCCAUUAAUAAAUAGAUGGUUACUUUUUCCCCCUUUUACAGUGUUGUGAUCAAAUUCAGUUCCCAGCAUCAAAUUUUACAUUUUUUUGGGAGGUAGUGGGGGUUCGUGUUACUUUUUUUUGCGUUUUUCUUUUUAUUUAUUCUGUGCGUCUUUUACAAAGUGUACCUUGAUCCCAUUCAUUUCCCCAUCCCUUCUCAUCCACCCUCCGCCCCUACACCCCAUCCCCAAAUAAAACAAAAGCUAGGGGAAAAAAAGAGAAAAAAUUAAAAAUCUUGUCAUGGAAUCUGUAGUGUGACACAGUGAAUCACGCAGUAAACCCUUUAAUCCAUACAUCUUUACUUGCAAGUGUUCUUUGGAAAGAGUGUUUGGUCUGGUUCGAGGCCUCUGGUUUCUAUUACACUGUUGAUGCUGGGCCCUCACUGAGACUCCUCUCGGAUAUCCUGCUGUUGCCUUGUGUAAGGUCCCUUCUAGUGCUCCAGCAGAUCAUAAAUGGGGUGGAUUAUUAUUAUUAUUUUUAGGGCAUGUUGCCUUUGUUGUGAAUUCAAGGUCUCCUUUUUUUAAAAUUUUUUUUCCAUUUCAUAUCAACCACAGUUUCCCCUCCCUCCCUUUCUCCUGCUCCCCCACCUCCUCCCUACCCCACACUCAUCCACUCCUCAGAGAGGGUAAGGCCUCCUGUUGGGAGUCAACAAAGUCUGGCACAUCAAGUUGAGUCAGUCCCAAGCCCCUUCUCCCUGCAUCAAGGCUGAGCAAGGUAUCCCUCCAUAGGGAGUGGGCUCCAAAAAGCCCGCUGAUGAACCAGGGCUAAAUCCUGGUCCUACUGCCAGGGGCCCCACAAACAGACCAAGCCACACAACUGUCACUCACAUUCAGAGGGCCUAGUUAGGUCCCCUGCAGGUUCCCCAGUCAUCAGUCCAGAGUCUAUGAGCUCCCAAUAGCUUGGAGCUGCUCUCUCUGUGGGUUUCCCUGUCAUGAUCUUGACCCCCCUGCUCAUAUAAUCCCUUCCCCCACUCUUUGACUGGACUCCAGGUGCUCUGCCCAGUGCCUAGCUGUACAUCUCUGCAUUUGCUUACAUCAGUCACUGGAUGAAGGCUCUAUGAUGACAGGGUAGUCACCAAUCUGAUUACAGGGGAAGGCCAGUUCAGGCACCCUCUCCUCUAUUGCUUGGAGUCUUAGCUGGGAUCAUCCUUGUAGAUUCCUGGGAAUUUCUCUAGUACCAGGUUUCUCCCUAAUUCCAUAAUGGCUCCCUCUAUCAAGAUACUUCUUUCAUUGCUUUUCUUCUCCACCUCUCCCCCUACUGGACCAUCCCAUUCCCUCAUGUUCUCAUCACCCAUCCCCUUCCCUCUUCCCCCUCUCCCAGUUUACACAGGAGAUCUGAUCUAUUUCCUCUUCCUAAGUGGAUCCAUGCAUGUCCCUCUUAGGGUCCUCCUUGUUACCUAGUUUCUCUGGAAUUAUGGAUUGUAACCUGGCUAUCCUUUGUUUUACAUCUAAUAUCCACUUAUGAGUGAGUACAUACAGUGUUUGUCUUUCUGGGUCUGGGUUGCCUCAUUCAGGAUGAUUUUUUUCUAGUUCCAUCCAUUUGCCUACAAAUUUCAUGAUGUUAUUGUUUUUUAUAGCUGAGUAAUACUCCACUGUGUAAAUGUACCACAUUUACUUUAUCCUUUCUUUGGUUGAGGGAUACCUAGGUUGUUUCCAGGUUUUGGCUGUUACACAUAAUCCUGCUAUGAACAUAGUUGAGCAAGUGUCCUUGUAGUAUAAUUGAGCAUCCUUUGGGUAUAUGUCUAAGAGUGAUAUUGCUGGGUCUUGAGGUAGACUAAUUCCCAAUUUUCUGAGAAACUAUCAUACUGAUUUCCAAAGUGGCUGUGCAAGUUUGCACUCCCACCAGGAGUGGAGGAGUGUUCCUCUUACUCCACAUCCUUUCCAGCAUGAGCUGUCAUCAGUGUUUUUGAUCAUAGCCAUUCUGACAGGUGUAAGAUGGUAUCUCAAAGUCAUUUUGAUUUGCAUUUCCCUGAUGGCUAAGGAUGUUGAGCAAUUUCUCAAAUGUCUUUUGACCAUUUGAGAUUCUUCUGUUGAGAAUUCUCUGUGUGGAUCUGUACCCCAUUUUUUAAAUUGGAUUAUUUGAUAUUUUGCUGUCUAGUUUCUUGAGUUCUUUAUAUAUUUUGGAGAUCAGACCUCUAUCAGAUAUGGGGUUGGUGAAGAUCUUAUCCCAUUCUGUAGGCUGCCGUUUUGUCUUAUUUACUGUGUCCUUUGCCCCACAAAAGCUUCUUAGUUUCAGGAGGUCCCAUUUAUUAAUUGUUACUCUAGUGUCUGUGCUACUGGUGUUAUAUUUAGGAAGUAGUCUUCUGUGCCAGUGUGUUCAAGGCUACUUCCUACUUUUUCUUCUAUCAGGUUCAGUAUAACUGGAUAUGUGUUGAGGUCUUAGAUCCACUCGGACUUAAGUUUUAUGCAUGGCAACAGAUAUGGAUCUGUUUGUAUUCUUCUACAUGUUGCUAUCCAGUUAUGCCAGCACCGUUUGUUGAAGAUGAUUUCCUUUUUCCAUUGUACAGUUAUAAAUUCUUUGUCAAAAAUCAGGUGUUCAUAGGUGUGCUGAUUAAUGCCAGGCUCUUCAAUUUGACUCCAUUGAUCUAUGUGUGUUUUUAUGCCAGUACCAAGCUGUUUUUAUUUUAUAGCUCUAUAGUGGAGUUUGAAGUCAGUGAUGAUGAUGCCUCCAGAAGUUCCUUUAUUAUACUGGAUUGUUUCUGCUAUCCUGGGUUUUUGUUUUUCCAUAUGAAGUUGAGUAUUGUUCUUUCCAGGUCUGUGAAGAAUCAUGUUGGGAUUUUGAUGGGGAUUGCAUUGAAUCUGUAGAUUGCUUUUGGUAAGAUUGCCAUUUUUACUAUGUUGAGCCUACCUAUCCAAGAGCAUGGGAGAUCUUUCUAUUUUCUGAUACAGAUGGGGUGAAUGUUGGGGUGGGCCAAGUUCUGGUUCCGGGCCUGGCCUGCUGCAGGGUUGGUCCACCAGCCAGUUCUCUGUCCUCACCACUCGGGUGAACUCUCCAGCAUUGCCCCAGCUAAUUCACUUCCUGCAAAAACGAGUGAAGAGUGGGGCCAGUUUUCCUGCUUUCACACUCUCAGGGUUGGCUCUCCCAUACCCACACCCUUAGGGCCAGCUCUAUUGUGUUGCCCAAGUAAGGUACAGCUGAUGAGGGGUAGGACAACCUUCCUGCUCUUAUGACCUCAGGGCCAGCUCCUCCACCUGUCUCAGGCAUUGAUGGGUGGGAGGUGUGUGUGGGGGAAGGUAUCUCUCCUUCGCCCACACUACCACAUGUCUGAUGAGUAAGGGGGACAGCUCUCCUUUGCUCAUAAGAUUGGGACUGGGUCACCCUCACCUUUGACCACCGGAAAGCUCUGCUGUGCUGCCUAGGUGAGGGGCAGGGCCUGUUUCCUGAGUGCUGCAGCUGGUAAAGGGGGGGUCAGCCCUCUCAUCUGUAGGUGGUAAAGGGUGAUGGGUAAUAGAGGGCAUCUCUCACCCUCCCACACCACCACAUGACAGACAAGUAGUGGGGACAGCUUUCCCACACUUACAACUUUGGGGUGGGCUCACCCACACCUCUGCCAACAAGGUUGACUCUGUUGUGUUACCCAGGUGAGGGGCAGGGCCUGCUCUCCCAAAUAUUGUAGCUGGUGUUACUUGUUUUUUGUUUUUAAUUUUUUUUUAUUGAUGCAGAAUCUCUAGUAGCUCAAGCUGGUUUCAUCCUUACUAUGUGGCCAAGGAUGGCCUUGAACUCCUCAUCCUCCUGCAUCUACCUCCAGAGUGCUGAGAUUACAGGCAUGCAACCACACUUAGCUCUGAUGGUCUUAAUUUUCUUAAGACCUCAUUUAUCUUGUUCUAGAACAGUUUCUGAGCCCUGAAGUCCCUCGUGUCCUUGGCUGGUUUCCAUUUCUCACAUUGUAAGGAUCUUGUUUUUUUUUUUUUCUGUGACAUAUAGGUGGAGUUUUUCCUGUGUUUUGGCAGCUGCUUCCCAAAUAACCAUCAAAGAGGCUUAAUAUUAAUUGUAAAAGCUCAGCCAACAACAGCUCAGGCUUAUUAUUAACUAGCUCUUACAUUUUAAGUUAACCCAUAUUCCUUAUUUAUGCUCUGCCAAGUGGUGGUACCUUGGUUAGCAUGGCAUAUUCAUCUCCUGCUCCCUCUGUGUUUGGCUGGUGACUCCUGACUAGAUGGCCUGUAAUUUGCUACUAGACCUGGAUGGCCUGGAACCCAGAGAUCCGCCUCCCUCUGCCUAUCACCACACACAGAAAAAAUUUGUUUUCUUCUAUUAAAUGUGGAUAAGCCACCAAUAUCCAUAAACCUCUCCCAUCUUGACACCCCAUGCAUGUGCUAUCUGCCAAACUUUGGACACUUCUGAGACUUCCCAUCACAUUCUUCUUUUUCUCAGCAAUUAUGAAUUAGCCAAUUACUUCACAUUCUGAGGUCCAGUUUCCACCAAUGGGAUAAGUCACAGUCAUGACCUGUGUUACCACAAAACAAGUGAACUUUCUGCCUGGUGUGCUGGCUCACUCUGUGUGGUAGAACAUUCUGCUUUGAUAGCUUGGUUUCAAUUCUUUGUGAGUUUGUGAGAAUAUUCUCCAACAACAUGCAAAGUAGAGUGUAGUGUCUGACCUUCUCUUCUGUGGUUGAUAGAUUUCCUGAAUUCUGGGCACUCUCUGAAGGAUCUACAAAAUGAUAAGAUACAGGGUACAGAUAAAGUUCCUUGAGGCCAGGAGAGUUGUUUAACCUCAGAGAUUAUGGUAGUUAAGAAAGGGAGAUGGGGAUUAGCGUGUGUGGGGUUCAGACAAGGCUGGAGACUUAGAGGGUCCCCAUAGCCUUCUAGGAGCUUCUCUGGGUCCUCUUCAACACCUCUUUGUAGUGGUAUUCCUGCUGAGCUCCUGGCUUGGCUCCAGAGAGCAGCACCUAGCCUUCAUCCUUCCUUUGUUUAACCACACCUUUUGUCUCUCUUAUCGCCCUAUGGGAAUCUUGUUGGAGAGUCAAGGAUCAGAGAGUCCCCCAAGGAUCAAAGGCCUAUGCAAAACUUGGUCCAGGAAACCCGGAAAACCAAGGUACCUGAUAAAUCAAGUAAUUUGCACAUGGCAGUUGGUCUCUGGGAGCUCCUUUUGGGUUGCUUUUGAAGGUAUGGAAAUUAACUAUCUAAACUGUAAGAAAGAGUAAAUAAAUAUGCCCUAGGUGAAGGAAAGAGUGCUUCAGUCCUUCGAGGCUGGACCCCCCUGCAGCCAUGAUAGGCUAAAUUCCUUCUUAA
Molecule: messenger RNA, 7390 nt
Organism: Peromyscus californicus insignis
Lineage: Eukaryota; Metazoa; Chordata; Mammalia; Rodentia; Cricetidae
Product: histo-blood group ABO system transferase 2-like
Exons: 6
Coding region: 248-1255 (335 amino acids)
Biological process (GO): carbohydrate metabolic process
Cellular component (GO): Golgi apparatus; membrane; vesicle
Molecular function (GO): glycoprotein-fucosylgalactoside alpha-N-acetylgalactosaminyltransferase activity
Source: RefSeq, a predicted model, not a curated record